GAUUAAAGUCCCUGAGGACGGCCAGAGUUGUCCAACCCAGAAUGGUACUCACCAUAGAACCUGGAGUGUAUUUCAUAGAUGUGCUGUUAGAUGCAGCCCUUAACAACCCUGAGCAGUCCCAGUUCAUGUGUCGUGAGAUGAUAGACCAAUACAGGGGAUUUGGAGGGGUUCGUAUAGAGGAUGAUGUAGCAGUCAGAGAAGACGGGAUGGAACUACUGACCUGUGUCCCCCGAACCGUGGAGGAGAUUGAGAGUCUGAUGGCCGAGGGGAAACAGCGACCCCAAAUCCCCCUCCCACAGGAAGUGAAGUCAUAAUCAGCUGACUGAGGGGAGACAACUCCCCCUGAUCCUCCUACCACAGGAAGUGAAGUCAUAAUCAGCUGUUUUCAGUAGACUUACAGUGUACCCAUAC
Messenger RNA from Saccostrea cuccullata (small rock oyster), 411 nucleotides. Its product is annotated as xaa-Pro dipeptidase-like. Lineage: Eukaryota; Metazoa; Mollusca; Bivalvia; Ostreida; Ostreidae. The transcript has 3 exons. The coding region runs from base 42 to 314 and encodes 90 amino acids. The record is from RefSeq and is a predicted model, not a curated record.